Messenger RNA from Closterium sp. Yama58-4, 2283 nucleotides. The record is from the annotation of a GenBank genome assembly. Lineage: Eukaryota; Viridiplantae; Streptophyta; Zygnematophyceae; Desmidiales; Closteriaceae.
AUGCCUCCACCAGACAUGAACUACACACUCGAAAUCUAUGAUGUCACUGACACCUUCGUAUCACCCCCAUCAGGCCCGCGCCUGAUGUAUGGGGUGGGAGAGUUGCCGCAAGGCGACCCACAGCAAGUGUCGAAGGUUAUUCCGCCCUCCACAGACGCCAUGCUGCAGCCGCACAGACACAAGGCCGUGCACCAGAUCAACCUCACCGACCCCUCUCGCUCCUUCCAAGCCUGGUGCCAGGCGAGGAGCAAGACAGCAGUGCUGGAGGGGUUGAAGGAGAGCACGCAGCGCAAGGAGCACAACAAGCGCGCCUUCAUCGCUAGCACCGCGCAUGAGCUGCGCACUCCCAUCAUCGGGAUGAAGGGUAUGCUCACACGGGGGGUGUUGCUUCUGGAGCUGAAUGGCAUGCUGGAGCAGCUGGUGGAGGGGCACAUGGAGCGCGAGAUGAGGGAAGACGUGUGCAUGGCAGCGGAGGAGGCAGAGAUGGUGCUGCUGCUGGUGAACACGGUGCUGGACAUAUCCAAGGUGGAGGCCGGCUGCAUGCAGCUGGAGCGACUGCCCUUCCACCCGCGUGCAUGGCUGCUGGCCGCCUUGCAGCAGCAUGAAGCAAGAGCUGCUGAGGCCGGGCUUCCAUACGAGGACGAGAGGAUUUCUCAUCCUUCAUCCCUUCACGCGCCCGGCCACUGCCAAGGCCCCACGUUCGUCCUCUCGUCCCUGUGCGUGCCGCUCCUUCCAAACAACGCCAUCAAGUUCACGGCCAGUGGAGGCGUGUGUGUGCGGCUGCAGUGCCUUCCCCCCGACACCCACAUCCCCACCCACCUGCUCUCCCCCAGCUGCCUCCUCGCUGACGCCACCCCCUGCUGCUCCCCUGCGGCUGCUCCCACUGCUGCUUCUACUUCUCCUGCUGCUGCUGCUGCUGCUGGUGGUGGUGGUGCUGCUGCUGCUAAUGCCAGCUCUGGUGCAACCGCCACUGCAGUGGUUGCGCCUUGUGAUGGUGCAAAUGGGGGCAUCAGGAAGGUGCAGCGGCGCAGGGGUGGUGCAGGCAAGGAGACCCAAAGGGAGAGAGCGGGUGCGGAUGCCCUGGCAGCUGCUGAGGCUGGUUGCAAGGCAGGCACGGCGGCAGUGGUGGGCCGUGGGGAAGGUGGUGCGGAGGGCAGUCGGAAGGGCAGUGGGGAGGGCGCAUGGGUGGGUGCAGUGAGGCAGUGGUGGGGCAGGGCUGCCAUGCCGUGGUGCUGGAUGGGGGCUGAGCCUGAGGGGCAUUGUGGAGGGCGCUGUGUGGUGCUGGUGGCAUGUGAGGACACGGGGUGUGGCAUCGCAGAGGAGGAGCAGCGCGACGUGUUUCAGGCGUUCAUGCAGGUGAGCCCUGCCCCUCAUGCAGCAUGGGGCCGCUCAGCACGCGAGGCAGUGGCACCAUGCUGCAUGUUGCUCUGCCCCUCGCUUGCACCUGCCGCUGCCACUGCUGCGGCUGCCCAUGCUGCCAGGCUGAGUGCAAGAGCUUCCAGUGCUGCCACUGCUGCUCCCUUCACAUCCAACUGCUUGAGGCAGCUUGUGGACAGCCGCAAGCAGGUGGCAGCUGGGGGCAGCAGUAAAGGGGCGAGGCGCGCGGAGAGUGGGGGGGAUGUGCGGGCGGCAGGUGUGGAAACCAGUGGACUCACAAGGCACACAUGCGCUAUAGCAGCGCGGGGAGGAGGGGAGGUGCAGGGGGGUGGGGUGGGAGAUAAGUGUGUGAACGGCGUGGGAAAGAGUGUCAAGGAGGCUCUUAAGGAGUUGCUACAGGGCUUGUCAAUCCUGGUGGUGGACGACAACGCCAUCGACCGUUCUCAGCCCCUAUGCACCCUUCCCUGUACCCUCUAUAUCCACCAGGUGGUGGACGACAAUCUGAUCAACCAGCGGGUGGCGGCGAGCACGCUGGCGCGGUACAGGGCGGAGGUGGCGCUGGCAGAGUCGGGCGAGGCGGCGCUGCGCCUGCUGCAGGCACGCCACUCCUUCCGCCUCGUGCUCAUGAACCUCCACAUGCCCCGCCUUGAUGGCUUUCAGACCACCGCCCGCCUGCGCGCCUUCGAGGCUGCUGCUCAGAUGGCCCGGGAAGAACUGGUAAAAGAGGGGGUGCAUUGCAUACCAGAACUGAGGGAGGGGGUAGAGGGUGGAGAAGGAGGUUGGUGGUGGCAAAAACACAUUGAUGUGGUAGCCGUGUCAGCAGAUGUGGACAGCACUGUCGCCGCCCGUGCUACACAGGUUGGCCCGUGCAGAAGCUACUCAAUGAGAGACUGCUGCUGCAGGUGA